CGCCCCUGCUUUCGCCCCCGCCGUGGGUCAUUAAUAUUAAUGAGGUCCCGCCCAAUCAGGUGGUGCAGCGGCGGCAGCGCUUUGGUGACGUGUCGCCCCUCCUUGCGGCGGGGUUCAUCUGCAUAUUCAUAAGAUAGGCGGGAUGAGGCGCGGGCGUUUAUAAGGCGCCGCCCCGCCAGGCUCGCCGUACAUUUCGCUGAAGCUUUGAAGUGUUGUGUGGACCUCGCGCCGCCCGGCUAUCGGUCAGAAUGGCAUCAGAUGAGGGAAAGCUCUUUGUCGGCGGGCUCAGUUUCGACACCAAUGAGCAGUCAUUGGAGCAAGUCUUCUCUAAAUACGGACAGAUUUCUGAAGUCGUGGUGGUGAAAGACAGAGAGACUCAGAGAUCCAGAGGUUUUGGCUUUGUUACUUUUGAAAAUAUCGAUGAUGCGAAAGAUGCAAUGAUGGCCAUGAAUGGAAAGUCUGUAGAUGGGCGUCAGAUCCGAGUUGACCAGGCUGGCAAGUCCUCAGAGAACAGAUCCCGUGGCUACAGAGGGGGGUCCGCGGGGGGCCGGGGCUUCUUCCGCGGGGGCCGAGGCCGGGGCCGUGGCUUCUCCAGAGGAGGUGGAGACAGAGGCUAUGGCGGCAGCAGAUUUGAUUCCAGAAGUGGAGGCUAUAACGGCUCCAGAGACUACUAUAAUAGCAGGAGUCAAGGUGGCUAUGGAGACAGGAACUCAGGAGGCUCCUACAGAGACAGCUACGACAGUUACGGUAAGUCCUGCUUCGAGCGGGAGCGCUGAGUCCGUGUGCUGUAGGAGCUCUGAACCUGCUGAGCCUGAGCCUGCAGCUGGGGCAGGCUCAGGCUGUGGACGUGGUGGUGCCGGGAGAUUCUAAUUUAAUGCAUGUGCAGGAGUUGCUCGGAUCUCAGGCAAAGCAAGUGUUUAAAAAAAAAAAAAAAGGUGUUCCUGGAGCCCAAACUCGGCUGCCCUAACGCACUGACCCGCGGGUGGGGGAUCUCAGUAGCCAAGUAGCCGUAGCCUUGGAAUAAUGCAAAGGGAGUAAAAUGCUGGAACUUGUCUUUGCUUCAGUGCCUUUACAAUUGUGCCUGCUUCUUGUCCUCAGCUACACACAACGAGUAAAAAUCCUUCCUGACUCAAGAUCGUCCUUCCAAUGGCUGUAUUUAUAAAGAUUUUUGGAGCUUCGCUGAAAUGGUUAUUGUGUAGUACAUCUACUUGUAUUUUCACUUUUGUAGUAUUAUCAGUUCUGAUCUUGUCAUACACAGCCUGGCAGCUUCUGAGACAAGACUGUCUGAUUAGACUGUCUUGGAGAAAGCUCUGCUUUCAAGUGGUUUUAAUCUUUUUGAAAGCACUUCAGAUUUUAUUUUAUCCUCCAUGAAUGAGCCAAGGUGUUCGUUUUUGGUUGGUUUUUUUUUAAGUUGGGGCCCCAAUUCAGUUUCUUUUGAGCUAGCAAGGACCUUGUACCAAUGUUCACUAGAAGCUGAACAAGCUGUGGACUUUUUUUCUUCUUUUAUUUUUUUUUUCAAGUGCAUUACCUUCGUCUUUUGUAACAUUCCUUUAGUGUAGCAAGGUAGGAAUGCAGCUUGGGUUCCGUUGGAAGGCAAACCACCUUGAUAUAUCUAAAGAGAAACGUGCUUGUAUGUUCAACCCGCAUAACGGUAUUUUUACUGUUGUAAUGAUGUAAAUGACCCAGAACUAGACUUGCAAACUUACCAUAAAGAGGUUCUUGAAAAUGUUUAUUUAUAUUGUCCUUUUUUACUGGAAGAAAUAUGCAUAUUCCAUUGCUGUUGUAUUUGAAGUGGUAAAGGAUUCCUGUAUACAGUUUUCUUUGGCUUUACGAAGCCUAUUAAAAGACCGUCUGAAAUGAA
Molecule: messenger RNA, 1861 nt
Organism: Passer domesticus (house sparrow)
Lineage: Eukaryota; Metazoa; Chordata; Aves; Passeriformes; Passeridae
Gene: CIRBP
Product: cold inducible RNA binding protein
Exons: 6
Coding region: 249-776 (175 amino acids)
Biological process (GO): positive regulation of mRNA splicing, via spliceosome
Cellular component (GO): spliceosomal complex
Molecular function (GO): RNA binding
Source: RefSeq, a predicted model, not a curated record